UCUCUUUUCUUUAAUACUAAAACCCUUUACUCUCUUUUCACUCUCUUUACUCUUUCCUCUUUCAAUCACACGAUCCCCAAAAAAAUUAGAAGACGGAAAAAUUAAAUAAAAAUACACAAUCUCAACAAUUUUCCACUUUACUGUUCUCACUCUUUUCUCUCCCCUUUUCCCCUCUGAUGAGACGCCGUCGUUUCGAUUUCUGAGCUAGGGUUUUUGGAAUUUGGGGGAUGUUUGUAUGGAUCUGGGGUUGUUGAUGAGUUAGCUCGAGAGGGGUGGCCUGGGUAGUGGUGAUGGAGGGGGAGGUGGUCGUGGUGUUCACUCUGCUUCUGCUCUGCUUGCUUCAUCCAUUCUCUUUCAUCUCUGCUAACAUGGAAGGUGAUGCUUUGCAUACACUGAGGACCAACUUGGAGGACCCAAACAAUGUCCUACAGAGUUGGGAUCCGACCCUUGUCAACCCCUGCACAUGGUUUCAUGUUACCUGCAAUAGUGAUAAUAGUGUUAUAAGAGUUGAUCUUGGAAAUGCGGCUUUGUCGGGUCAACUGGUACCACAGCUUGGCCUCCUUAAGAAUUUGCAGUACUUGGAGCUCUACAGUAAUAACAUAAGUGGACCGAUUCCUAGUGACCUUGGGAAUCUAACUAGCUUGGUGAGCUUGGAUCUUUAUUUGAACAGUUUUACUGGUCCCAUCCCGGAGACGUUGGGCAAGCUAUCAAAGUUGCGCUUCCUCCGGCUUAACAACAACAGCCUGACGGGUACUAUUCCUAUGUCAUUGACUAAUAUCACAGCUCUGCAAGUAUUGGAUCUAUCAAACAACCGCCUCUCAGGAGUGGUUCCAGACAAUGGCUCUUUUUCAUUAUUUACCCCCAUCAGUUUUGCUAAUAACCUGGAUUUAUGUGGCCCGGUUACUGGGCACCCAUGCCCUGGAUCUCCCCCAUUUUCUCCUCCUCCCCCAUUUGUCCCACCACCACCAAUUUCUUCACAAGGAGGGAACAGUGCCACAGGAGCAAUUGCUGGAGGUGUGGCUGCUGGUGCUGCUUUACUAUUUGCUGCUCCUGCAAUUGGUUUUGCAUGGUGGCGCCGAAGGAAACCACAAGAAUAUUUCUUUGAUGUACCUGCUGAAGAGGACCCAGAGGUUCAUCUGGGGCAGCUUAAAAGGUUUUCACUGCGAGAAUUACAAGUUGCAACAGAUAGUUUUAGCAACAAGAACAUUCUGGGUAGAGGUGGAUUUGGUAAGGUGUACAAAGGACGCUUAGCGGAUGGUUCUCUUGUGGCUGUGAAAAGAUUGAAAGAAGAGCGUACACCAGGUGGUGAGCUGCAGUUUCAAACAGAGGUAGAGAUGAUAAGCAUGGCUGUGCAUCGGAAUCUCCUCCGUCUUCGUGGUUUUUGCAUGACACCUACUGAACGGCUGCUUGUUUAUCCGUAUAUGGCUAAUGGAAGCGUUGCAUCAUGUUUAAGAGAACGCCCGGCAGCUGAACCACCACUUGAUUGGCCAACAAGGAAGCGAAUUGCGUUGGGAUCUGCAAGAGGGCUUUCUUAUUUGCAUGAUCAUUGUGACCCAAAGAUUAUUCACCGUGAUGUGAAAGCUGCAAAUAUUUUGUUGGAUGAGGAAUUUGAGGCUGUUGUUGGAGACUUUGGGUUAGCUAAGCUUAUGGAUUACAAGGAUACCCAUGUUACCACUGCUGUCCGUGGCACAAUAGGACAUAUAGCUCCAGAGUACCUCUCUACUGGAAAGUCUUCAGAAAAAACUGAUGUUUUCGGGUAUGGAAUUAUGCUUCUGGAGCUAAUCACUGGGCAGAGAGCUUUUGAUCUUGCUCGGCUUGCCAAUGAUGAUGAUGUCAUGUUGCUUGAUUGGGUAAAAGGACUUCUGAAAGAGAAGAAGUUAGAAAUGCUGGUUGAUCCUGAUCUUAAGAACAAUUAUGUAGAAUCAGAAGUAGAGCAGCUAAUCCAGGUUGCCCUGCUGUGCACGCAAGGCUCUCCAAUGGACCGGCCCAAGAUGUCAGAAGUGGUGAGAAUGCUGGAAGGUGAUGGAUUGGCAGAGAGGUGGGACGAGUGGCAGAAAGUGGAAGUUCUCCGCCAGGAGGUGGAACUCGCUCCUCACUCCAACUCUGAUUGGAUUGUGGACUCAACAGACAAUCUACAUGCGGUUGAAUUAUCGGGUCCAAGGUGACAACGUUGUUGCAGCUCUCAAGUAAAGGAAGAAAAAAAAAGAAAAAAGAAAAAAAAAAUUUACUUACUACCUCUAUUUUUUAUUAUAAAAUUUUUGUUUCUUUAUUAGUCCCCUCCUACUCCAUGGAAUCCCUGUUCUUUCCUUUUUCUUUUCCUGUAAGUUUAUUCUGCAUUAUAUUCAUUACAUCUGUGCAUAUGAAUGUGUACGGUGAGGGGUAAGUUGUGUAUUAUCUGCUGCAGUUUGUUUGAACUUUGAUGAUGUUGUGGUGCUCUGUUUUUUGGCAUAGGGUAAUGCAGCUGUGGCACUUCUUUACCUUUUGUACA
Messenger RNA from Vitis riparia (riverbank grape), 2488 nucleotides. RefSeq names its product somatic embryogenesis receptor kinase 1. Lineage: Eukaryota; Viridiplantae; Streptophyta; Magnoliopsida; Vitales; Vitaceae. Gene Ontology annotation, biological process: protein phosphorylation. The transcript is spliced from 11 exons. Gene Ontology annotation, molecular function: ATP binding; protein binding; protein kinase activity. The record is from RefSeq and is a predicted model, not a curated record. The coding region runs from base 291 to 2165 and encodes 624 amino acids.